GGGAAGCUGAUAGAGGGCAUCGUAUGGGGUUCCUUUCUUUGGAACGCUCUGAGAGAGAGAUCGAGAAAGAGUAGGAACAAGAAAGCAGCGAAACCCUCUCUUUCGUCGAAGACGAUGGCCGAGAAGCCGCAGGCGGUGCGCGUGCUCUACUGCGGCGUAUGCGGCCUUCCCGCGGAGUACUGUGAGUUUGGUCCCGACUUCGAAAAGUGCAAGCCCUGGCUCCGCCGCCACGCCCCCGACCUCUACCCUGAUCUCCUCCUCAAAGAGGAGAACGAGACGGAUGCGGACAAGGCCGCCCGACAGCUCCAGUCGGUGGCGAUCUCGGGUUCUGGUGACGGCGCUGGCGGCGAUGCCUCAUCUGCUCCCUCAGGGAGUGCUUCAGCAUCUAAGCAGGAUGAAGUAAAGCGCCUUCCUGGUGGUAAGAUAAAGAAGAAGGAAAAACAAGAAGUUGUCAUUGAAAAGAUUGUACGCAAUAAGCGUAAAUGUGUUACAGUUGUUAAGGGCCUAGAGCUUUUUGGCAUAAAACUGAGUGAUGCAUCAAAGAAGCUUGGGAAAAAAUUUGCUACAGGAGCUUCUGUUGUUAAGGGACCAACUGAGAAAGAACAAAUUGAUGUCCAAGGAGACAUAGCAUACGAUAUUGUGGAGUUCAUUACAGAGACUUGGCCAGCUGUGCCAGAAACUGCAAUUUUCUUCAUAGAAGAUGGAAGAAAGGUUGCUGCCGCUUAAUGCUUAUAUUUUCAGAAAAUAAGGAUUCUCGGGAAUUGCUUGUAACGAUAUUAUGGUUGAGUUGUACCUUACCUGCUAAAAGACUUGUCCCCCUGAGCAUUCCAUUUUAUAUAUAUUUGAACCUUUGUCCUAGGGGCAUA
Molecule: messenger RNA, 866 nt
Organism: Musa acuminata subsp. malaccensis (wild Malaysian banana)
Lineage: Eukaryota; Viridiplantae; Streptophyta; Magnoliopsida; Zingiberales; Musaceae
Product: translation machinery-associated protein 22
Biological process (GO): formation of translation preinitiation complex; translation reinitiation
Molecular function (GO): translation initiation factor activity; mRNA binding
Source: RefSeq, a predicted model, not a curated record